Molecule: messenger RNA, 1441 nt
Organism: Triticum urartu
Lineage: Eukaryota; Viridiplantae; Streptophyta; Magnoliopsida; Poales; Poaceae
Source: RefSeq, a predicted model, not a curated record
UCUCUCUCUCUCUCUCUCUCUCUCUCUCUCUCAUGAUCUAUUUAACAUGCGCCCGCCCUUUUGCUUGUUGCCUGCAUAUAAUUCUGUUCCUCGCUACGCUUGCUUCUCCUUUACUUAUUUAGCCAGGCUACCCUCCAUCAUCACCUCCACGACGCCUGCCUCCAUCCUUUCUCAAGCUACUACAAAAGACCACACACAAGCAAGCAAGCAAGCAGAGUCACAUCACACCACUGGCCUGGCUAGCUCCCCACCUCACCUCGGGCAAUUCUCUCUCGCAUAAACUAUUUCUUGGAUCCUCGAGAGAGGAUCUAGAGCAGCAGCAGUGGGAUCUGCGCGCUCACCAGCUAUCAUGGGCCUCGACGCCGCGGAAAUCUCUGAAUUGGCGGCGCUCCGGCCGAUCCACACGGCCGUGAGCGGCGCCCGGGCCACCCAAGUGCCAGGGGCGGUCGACGAUGACGCUGCCGACACCGGCUGCGUCACACCCAAGGCGAGCGGCGGGCGAUCGGCCGCUGCAGGAGGUGCGGACGACGGCGACGACGCUCCCGCCGACAACGGCUGCGUCACGCCGAGGGCGACUGGCUCCCUGGCCAUGCUGCCCAUCGCGCCACUGCUGCAAGACGACCGCGCCGACGUCGGCUUCGCCACGCCGCUGGCCACGGGUGGGGUAAUUAGUCCGCGAGACGGCUGCGCCGCUGCCGGCGACGAGAACAGCUUCACCACGCCGACGACGGCUGACAGUGCGCUGUUGCCGGCCACUGUGUGCCCGCCGGCGCCGCGGAAGUCGGCUCCGGCGCCGACGAGGAAGCGUGCUCCGCUCCAGCAGCGGCUCUUCUACCCGGUGCCGCACGACCUGGCCACCGUGUUCAUGGCCGUGCCGCAGUGCCCGCCGCCCGCCAAGAAGAUGCGGGCGCACGCCGUGGGGUCAUCCGCGCCGCUAGUCACGUGAGAGGCGCAAUUCGCGCACACACAUCAUCUGUCUCGUUCAUGUACUUCAGUACUUCACGUGUAUAUGCUGCUGCUGCGCGCCAUUGUCGCGACCGCGAGUGGACGAAGGAGUUCUUCAGAGAAGCGGAAGCAAGCAAGUCCACACACGAGCAAGGGCUCUCGAGCGGACGAGUGCGCAGAAAAUAUGUUGUAGUUGAAUCACUCAACUCCCCUCGGCUCCUCUGAGAUGUGCGUCAAACACACACGGAACUACUACUACUCUACUAGCACUCAAGUUUAGCUCAACCACUCAGCCAGCUCUCUCUCUCUCUCUCUCUCUCUCUCUCUCUCUCUCUCUCUCUCGUUUCUCGCAUGUACAAAAUACACGAGCUGUUUUGGUGACUAGCUAGCUUGCUGCCUCACACGGUCAAAGUCCGUUCUACUGUCGAUGCGCUACAAGUUUGCCUUAUAGUCCAUCCGUCUCAAAAUAAAUGAUAGGCAUACAUGGCCAUUUGUA